UACAAGUUUAUCGACAGUUGUGUGGUGUUCUUUGCGUUCGGCACUUUCCAUUAUUUUCGAUCUGCACUUCCUAAAUUAGAGGCAAACAAGGACACUCCAAGAGGAGGAUCGGUAGCAAGGAUUCUAUUGUUUUGCGGAGGGCUUGCCGUAAGAGACUUGGUUUUUUGUACAGAAGAUGGUAUUAACACUGCAGCAAAGACCAACCGCCUCGGACCAUAAGUUUCCCACCGUUCAGCUCUUCCUUCUAUCAAUAUGCCGCGUCGCCGAGCCAAUUGCCUUGACUUCCAUUUUUCCAUACUCAUGGGUAAUGGUCAGGGACUUCAAUGUGGCUGAUACCAACAGCGCUUCUUUCUAUGCCGGUAUCCUCGUCUCUGCAUUCUCCCUCUGUGAAGCCCUCACCGGCAUGUUUUGGGGCGGUCUUUCAGACCGUGUCGGCCGCAAACCUGUUCUCAUCUCCGGCUGUUUUGGCACGAUGCUAUCCCUCCUCAUCGUGGGAUUCGCCUCGAAUUUCUGGGUGGCCCUCUUCGGACGGGCCCUCGGUGGAAUUCUAAACGGGAACAUCGGUGUGAUCCAGACUAUGGUCGGUGAAUUGGUCAAGAAUCCAGAGCAUGAACGUAAGAAGAUCCUCGUAUUCCCUAAUCGUGGCGCCCGCGCUUACGCUGUGAUGCCUUUCGUGUGGUCAAUCGGUACGAUUAUCGGGCCAGCGAUUGGAGGUUUGCUGGCAAAGCCUGCUGAAGGUUUCCCCUCCUUGUUCUCCAUGAAUGGCCUAUUUGGCAAAUUCCCUUACCUUCUGCCUAAUAUCGUCUGCUCCGGAUUACUUCUCUGCAGCAUCAUCUCCAGCUGGAUCUUACUCGAGGAGACGCAUCCUGAUAUGCAACCAUGCAGUCGGCCAGAUGACCUGGAUUAUCCUUCCGUGGAGCGCCCUCUACUUGCAACUGCAGGGGCUACCGCCAACGCAGGCGCAGAUUUACGUGCAGAGUCCUACGGUACUUUCAACCAAGUCCAUCUCCAUGAAGAUGAAGAUUGGACAGUGUACGCCGAUGGCUCGAAGCUUGAAUCCACUCCGCAAAAGCCGACUAUCUUCACAUGGCGAGUGACCAUGCUUAUCAUCGCCUUGGCAAUCUUCACUUACCAUUCGAUGACGUAUGACCAUUUGUUGCCCAUUUUCUUGCAAGAUAAGAAUGCCAGCAGCAUAGCCAUGUCGUCAAAUUCGGCCUUCCGUUUUCCGGGUGGGGUCGGCCUCUCAACUCGAACCGUUGGAUUGAUCAUGUCAAGUGAUGGCAUAAUUGCACUUGUCAUCCAGAGCCUUAUCUUCCCUUUCCUGGCUCAGCGCCUGGGUGUCUGGAGGCUCUUUGUUGUCGUCACCAUUCUUCAUCCGCUAGCCUAUUUUAUCGUACCCUUCCUUAUCUUCGUUCCUAGCCAACAUGUGAUCUUCGGCAUCUACACCUGCUUGGUUGUCCGCAACAUCCUCUCGAUCAUCGAUUACCCCGUCCUUCUGAUUCUCAUCAAACAGGCCAGCCCCUCCGAUUCCGUUCUCGGCAAGAUCAAUGGACUCGCGGCCUCGGCCGGCGCCUUCUCACGCACGAUGGCUCCACCGAUUGCAGGCUUCUUAUAUAGUACGGGUUCCAAGAUCGAUUUUACGGCCCUGGCCUGGUGGGGAAGCACUUUUGUCGCAGCCAUCGGCGCUGUGCAGCUCUUCUUCAUUGAACAAAAGAAACAUGCCUCUAUCACGGUUCAGCCAGCUGCGCAUUGCCACUACGCGUCUCAUGCUACGCCAGUCAAAGAUGAGACCGUCCAUAUCAUUGUGACAGACGUUGAUGGCGAUGGGACUGGCCAUGUAUAG
This is a messenger RNA of Aspergillus vadensis CBS 113365, 1843 nucleotides long. RefSeq names its product MFS transporter. The transcript is spliced from 4 exons. Gene Ontology annotation, molecular function: transmembrane transporter activity. Lineage: Eukaryota; Fungi; Ascomycota; Eurotiomycetes; Eurotiales; Aspergillaceae. The record is from RefSeq and is a predicted model, not a curated record. The coding region runs from base 176 to 1843 and encodes 555 amino acids. Gene Ontology annotation, biological process: transmembrane transport.